GGGUCAGUGAAGAGUCUGGCAGCACAUAGAGAUGGGAAAUGGCUGCAAGGAUUUAUCCAAAAAAAUUCUCCCCAGACCUUUUCCAUUGACCACACUUGAGAUGUUCCCAUCUCUAAGCUUUGCCUUGGUUUAGGUUAGAAUAUGUUCAGUUCGAUAGGACCAAUGACCUCAAAACCCGGACGGGGCUGAGAGCUUAGGUAGAGAGGACAGCAGUGUUGUUACCUCCAUUCUCACUAGUCCCCCCCCCCCCCCCAGGCUGCUCCCUCCCCACCCAACUGUACACAACAGUCCACGUGCCACCAGCUCAAACAAGCUCCCUAGGACACAAUGCAUGGUGACCGCUUGUGCCCACGUAGAGCCUUGUCCUGGGGAUAUGUCGCCGGGUAUCCAAGGCAACAGGUCACAAUAACAUCUCAGGUCAAAGCUGCCGGCCCCUAGAGCUCAUCCGGCAGCUGAUGAAUCCGGGAAAAGGAUCCUAACUUCCUGAACCCAGCAAAAAGAAAUAGGGAAACUUCGAAUUUCCCGAAAUCCAUUUCAGCCAUGUUCGGGCCAGCUGGGGAUACCAGUUGGAAUUCCUAUGAAACGACAAUGAUGCAUGUAUUCACACCUAAAAAAGGAGAAGUUCUUGAUCCAUUUCGUCAUGAUAAUAUAAGACAGUUAGGAUAUACAUACAAACUCAGCGAUCCCAUCAACACUGAAACAUUAUACAAAGAACAGUUUUCUUGGAAACCAUAUUCUAAAGAGGAAAUGAUAAAACCUCCAACUACGAGCCUUAGAAACAAAAGUCUCCAUUCUUGCCGGCUUACAAAAGCGAUUCAAGAAAAUUCUCCAUGGAGAAUUCCUGCUUCGAUACAAGAAAUUCGUAAAGCCAUAGCAGAUCAGUAUACAUCUCGUUCCCAGGAAGACUUUAUGGAUAAAUCAAAAAUAAUACACCUGAAACACACUAUACAUGUGCCACUUGACUGGAAAAAAUUGCUUCCUCGACGUCUAGAAACUGAGUUUAGACGUAAUUUCCAAGUCCCUAUGAAGAUACCUGAAUUACAAAACAUGAAUUUCAGAUAUGGAUGUAAUGCAUCGCUACCAGUUCCUGCUUAUGGACCUGUUCCUUCUCUAUUACUUAGUCACAUUUGGAAUCAAGAACAUUCAAAGAAACAAAGUACAUAUGAAAGACAUUAUGGAAAGGAAUACUUAGAUUUUGUAACAAUUCUGAAUUCUCUCAGUGAAUCUGAAAUCAAGGAAUACCUUGAGCAAGUUCCAGAGAGUGAAAGAAAAAUUCUUCAGAAUUUCCUAGAUAAAAAUUACAAAAAAGGGAACAAGCAUAGAUGAAUGCUUUGCCUAUAUCUGUGGACAUCAGCUGAUGCUUAUGGAACCAGAUUCUUCUGCCAGUAUUGAAAAAUAAUAUGUUGUUUAUUUGA
This is a messenger RNA of Monodelphis domestica (gray short-tailed opossum), 1415 nucleotides long. RefSeq names its product testis expressed 26 (gene TEX26). NCBI's taxonomy places the organism in Eukaryota, Metazoa, Chordata, Mammalia, Didelphimorphia, Didelphidae. The record is from RefSeq and is a predicted model, not a curated record. Gene Ontology annotation, cellular component: cytoplasm.